GCGCCAGUAAACGCAAUAUGGUGCACACACGUAUAAAUGUUUUUAAAUAUAAAUGUAUAAUGUAUUUAUAUCAUGGGUGCACAUAAUCCGAAUGAGUGGCACCAAAAAAGUUCGCACACAGUGUGAACUAACUGUAUUACGAUUUUUCAUCGUAAACGUGACGUACUGUGACGUUAUUGAUUGAACUAGGCUGAUCUGAUAACAGAGCGAGGAUCAUUUGUGUCGAAGAAGAUCGUAUAAACAUUAUAGAAACAUGUUUAAACACAAAUGGAUAUUGGAGGCCGCGAAUCCCAAGUCUAUCGUCAGCUGUCACUUUUAUCUGGCAUGUGCGCAAGCUUCAACAGAGAGUAACAAAGGAUUCUCUGAGAAACUAGCAAAAGGUCCACAAUUUGAGGACUUUCUAAAAAACGAUAUUAAAGAGUAUAAUGGCAAAUUAAAAUUAGAAAUAGGCGAGUCGGAACGGUUGAAACUACCACCAUGGCUGAAAACAGAGAUACCUGUGGGAAAGAGUUAUAGUAGAAUAAAGGCGCAACUGAGGCAAUUACGACUAAGUACAGUUUGCGAAGAAGCCAGAUGUCCUAACAUCGGGGAAUGCUGGGGUGGAAGCAGUCAUAAUACAGCAACAGCUACUAUUAUGUUAAUGGGAGACACAUGCACUCGUGGCUGCCGUUUCUGCUCUGUCAAAACUGCACGUAAACCACCGCCGUUAGAUGAGGAAGAACCCAUCAAUACUGCUAGCGCAAUAGCUGCCUGGAAUUUGGAUUAUAUUGUUUUAACAUCCGUAGAUCGUGACGAUUUAAAAGAUGGUGGAGCUAGCCAUAUUGCAUGUACUGUUAAAGAAAUAAAAAAGAGAAGCAACAUACUAGUGGAAUGCCUGGUACCAGACUUCAGAGGUGAUGAAAACUGUAUCGCUACGAUUGUAAAUUCUAAUCUGGAUGUGUUUGCACAUAAUAUCGAGACCGUAGAGCGUUUAACUCCCUUUGUUCGUGAUAUGCGCGCUCGCUAUAGACAGUCACUGGCUGUAUUAAAAACAGCUAAACAGUUAAACCCCAAUUUAAUUACGAAAUCAUCGAUAAUGCUGGGGUUAGGUGAAACUGACCAAGAAGUCGAACAAACUAUGCAGGAUCUAAAGAAUGCUGAUGUGGAUGCUAUAACAUUGGGACAGUAUAUGCAACCUACCAAAAGACACUUAAGAGUCAUUGAAUAUGUAACACCUCAGAAAUUCAAAGCGUGGGAAAAUGUGGGGAAUCAAUUAGGUUUUUUGUAUACUGCCAGUGGUCCAUUAGUUCGAUCAUCUUAUAAGGCUGGAGAAUACUUCUUAACAAAUAUAUUAAAACAUCGGAAGAAACAGCAGACUGAUGUGUGACUAUAUUAUGAAUAAAUAUGUUAUGAAUAAAAAAUACGAGAAUGUAGAUAAAUAUUUAAUUGAGACA
Molecule: messenger RNA, 1433 nt
Organism: Cyphomyrmex costatus
Lineage: Eukaryota; Metazoa; Arthropoda; Insecta; Hymenoptera; Formicidae
Gene: Las
Product: lipoyl synthase, mitochondrial
Exons: 6
Coding region: 254-1366 (370 amino acids)
Biological process (GO): lipoate biosynthetic process
Cellular component (GO): mitochondrion
Molecular function (GO): 4 iron, 4 sulfur cluster binding; lipoate synthase activity
Source: RefSeq, a predicted model, not a curated record